This is a messenger RNA of Ochotona princeps (American pika), 903 nucleotides long. Its product is annotated as cancer/testis antigen 55-like. The transcript has 6 exons. The record is from RefSeq and is a predicted model, not a curated record. The coding region runs from base 169 to 903 and encodes 244 amino acids. Lineage: Eukaryota; Metazoa; Chordata; Mammalia; Lagomorpha; Ochotonidae.
GGGGCUUCUUGGCCAUUGGAGCUCCUCAUCAAAGGCCAUUGUCUGCAGCUUGGUACUUGACCAGUAGACACCGAAGAAGAGGAGCAGGAAGCUGUUCCCUUAGAGCCAGUGUGGUCUGCAGGAGAGAGGAGGCCUUGGACUUCACAUCGUCUUGUGGUGCCAGGACGCAUGAUGUGGGCGCAGAAGGCUCAGGCUGGUGAGAAGCAAGAUCAGAAGAACAGCGUAUCUUUUAUCACGAAAGCUGACGGAACAAGUGCCCGGAAAUCAGAUGAGAGCAAUCUGGAAAACCAACAGGGAGUUCUGGCCAGAUCUUCUGGUCCUUGUGCUGUGACUGAUGAGUCCCUCGGCCCCCGUAGUUUUGAGACAAGCACCACCCCGCUGAGAGGUGCACAGAGUGGUAUUAUUGAUUUGGAAGAAAUUGAAGUGUCUGAAGUGUCGGGAUCCUUCCCGGUGGCUGACUUCUCUGGUGAUACUCCUGCUGCUAGAGCAUCCGACAGGGAUACUGUCAUUUUAGCUGAUAUUGUUAUUGCUAUAUGGAGAGGUUCUGUCUAUAUGAGUGAAAGAAUUAACUUCCCCCUGGAUGUUAUUUCUGAAGGUUUUGUGCCUUAUAAGGGAGACUGGUUGGAGGUUGAGUAUUCAAUUCAACCUGGCACCUCGAAAAUGAAGAUACACUCAGUGAAGCCUAUUAUGCGCAAUCAUGUCAAAGAGGCCCGGGUCACCAGUGUGGAUGGAAGAAAUGGGGUGAUAGAUGAUAGCUUCUUUUUCACCCUAGAUACACUGAUAUGCCCUAAGGGAUACGUGCCUCAAGUCCACGAUGUUGUCAGUGUGGACAUUGUGGAGAGUGAUCAGAAGCAGUAUCUGUGGAGAGCAUUUGCAAUCAACCCAAUUGAAACAUCAUUGUAA